ACUAUCGCUGGGUUUCUUAGCGCACCAGCUGAAGCGCUGAUACUGCUACAACCAACCAACCAACCAACUUACAGUGUCCCUUGAGUCCGUGUCCCUCAUGGCAUCCACUGAACUUGCUACGCAGCGUGCGCUGUAUGUUGGGAAUACCAUUUCCACAGUCGUUUAUGGAGGAAAUUUAUUCCUAUAUGCCUACUCUACUUACCUGCUUAUGACCUCGAUCAAGCAGGUGCAGCGCAGGAGAUUUUACAUAGGUUUCGGAGGCCUUCUCUUGCUUCUUUUGACAAUCGCCCUUGCAAGUAAUAAUGCCAUCUGUGAACUAAUGUGGAUAGAACAGCAAAACUACCCUGGUGGCCCAUCUGCAUAUCUCGCUGCAAACUUGGCCGCUUGGUACAAUGUCUUUGGCACAGCGGCAGACUGCGCCGCAAAUAUUCUGACAGACGGACUUAUGCUUUAUCGUUGUUACAUUAUUUGGGGGUCGAGCGUGUCAAUAAUUGUCAUACCUGCAAUUAUAUACUUGGGAUCUACCGCUAUGGCGGUCAUGAUGGUGGUUGAGAGUGCCAUGCCGAUGUCAGAUAUAUGGCAGGGCCUUGCAGCACGAUCCGGCAUUUCAUGGGUUGCCUUAACUGUCAGCUUUAACAUCAUCGUUACUGUGUUGAUAAUUUCCCGCCUGCUAUUCUUUCAUCGCAGAGUACAAUCUGUUCUCACCGAUCAGCAGAGGAGUACUUACACGGGCACUGUGGCAAUUUUGGUCGAGUCUGCCCUCCCUUUCACAGUUCUGGGGAUCGCCUACCUUGCCACCUAUAUCCAAGGUGUUCCAAGUGCGACGGCGGUAGGAAUAGUCUGGGGAACCUUUGUGGUUUUGACACCCCAACUCAUUAUUUUGAGGGUCGCUUCAGGGGUUGCAUGGUCAAGAGACACGGCCUCUAACAUCUCUCUAACAACUCUGCAUGCAAAUUUCCCUCACAACUCGUCUUCUAGCAGCAGUAGUAUGAACUGUAAGGAUCCGUAAUAGUAGGGCUCGGGCAUGGUACCACGUCCACAUCCGAAUUAUUUAGCUUUGAAUCACAUUAUUUGCAAGAUAUCUUCCGCCUGUCUCAAAAUUAUCGAUAUUAUUAGUAUUCCCACACUUG
Molecule: messenger RNA, 1130 nt
Organism: Suillus plorans
Lineage: Eukaryota; Fungi; Basidiomycota; Agaricomycetes; Boletales; Suillaceae
Exons: 5
Coding region: 98-1009 (303 amino acids)
Source: RefSeq, a predicted model, not a curated record